CUUACAGAUUUCCCAGGACAGCUACCUCAAAAAAGGGACAAUCGUUGGAAAACCUGGACAGGUGGCAAACUUACCUAAGGAAUUGAUGCGCUUACAAUUGCCGGGUCAUUAUGCUGCUCCACCUGUGUAGUGUUAAGAAUCUGUACCAAAACAGGUUCCUAGGCCUGGCUGCCAUGGCGUCUCCAUCUAGGAACUCUCAGAAUCGGCGCCGGUGUAAAGAACCGCUCAGAUACAGCUACAACCCUGACCAGUUUCAUAACAUGGACAUCAGGAACAACUCCCAUGAGAUGGUAACCAUUCCACGGUCCACCAGUGACACUGACCUGGUCACUUCAGACAGCCGAUCUACUCUAAUGGUCAGCAGCUCGUAUUAUUCCAUAGGACACUCACAGGACCUAGUGAUCUAUUGGGAUAUAAAGGAAGAAGUAGAUGCGGGGGAUUGGAUCGGCAUGUAUCUCAUUGAUGAGGUCUUGUCUGAAAACUUUCUGGACUACAAGAACCGUGGGGUCAAUGGCUCUCACCGUGGUCAGAUUAUCUGGAAGAUUGAUGCCAGCUCUUACUUCGUAGAGCCUGAAACAAAGAUCUGCUUCAAAUAUUACCAUGGAGUGAGUGGAGCACUACGUGCUACGACCCCCAGUGUCACGGUGAAAAACAGUUCUGCUCCCAUUUUUAAAAGCAUCACCAGCGAAGAUCCGGUCCAGGGUCAAGGAAGUCGGAGACUGAUCAGUUUUUCACUCUCAGAUUUCCAGGCUUUGGGUCUGAAGAAAGGAAUGUUCUUCAACCCAGACCCAUACCUGAAGAUUUCCAUUCAGCCUGGAAAGCACAGCAUCUUCCCAGCACUUCCUCACCAUGGGCAGGAGAAGAGAUCCAAGAUCACAUGUAAUACUGUGAACCCUAUCUGGCAAGGAGAGCAGUUCAGCUUUGUUUCCCUUCCCACGGAUGUUCUGGAAAUAGAAGUUAAGGACAAGUUUGCAAAGAGCCGGCCGAUCAUUAAACGCUUCUUGGGGAAACUUUCCAUGCCAGUGCAACGCCUGCUGGAGAGACAUGCUAUAGGGGACAGGGUUGUCAGCUACACUCUGGGACGUAGGCUUCCAACAGAUCACGUCAGUGGACAGCUGCAGUUUCGGUUUGAGAUAACUUCUUCUAUCCAUCCAGAUGAUGAAGAAGUCUCCAUUAGUGCAGAUCCUGAGUCAGCGGAACUGCAGGAAAGCCCUGUGAACAGCGCUGCAGAGGAAAUCCUUGGUGAGCCUCCCUGCACCGGCACAGUGACCUCAGAAAGUACAGCUCCAGAGCAGCUAAAUGGAUGCAAUGUGAAUGGUGUCAAUGUUGAUAGCCCUGGGGAAGUCAACCAGAACAGCUUAAAUGAAGAGCUAGCAGGAAAUAGGGAGGUUGGUGCAGUGCCAGCAGAUGCUAUUGAGUCCUUGGAAUCCAUCCCAGGGGAAGUGCUGCCUUCCCUGAGUGCUAUGGACCUCUCUGAGCAACUGGCUCUGCUGGCUUGCACGCCUCCUCCAGAGACUGAAGUUAGGGAAAAUAAUAAAGUCAAUUCUGUUACUCAGGGACACGACGACAUCUUUACCAGCAUAGAAGCUCUAGAUAUUGAUGAGGUGAGUGCAGACAUACAGACUGUCAAGGACCUAGAGAAAAUUCAGGAUGAGGAAGGGGCUUCAGCCCAGGAGGAAGAAGACAACAAGCUGCAGCUAAGAACAACAGGGAAGAGGAAAAACAGGCCCUGCUCCCUGCCUGUGUCUGAACUGGAGACGGUGAUCGCAUCAGCGUGUGGUGAGCCUGAGACCCCUCGCACACACUACAUACGGAUCCACAAUCUGCUUCACAGCCUGCCCUCAGCACAGAUGAGUAGCGAUGGAGAGGAGGAGCAGGGAGGCGGCGAGAAUGACGAAGAGUCAACAGUCAAGGAAAUGUCAGAGAAGGAUAUGGUUAGCGAGUCUGAGACGCUAGCGGCAGAUCCUCCUCCUGAAACUGGAACUGAUGAGUAUUUCAGCCGGGGGACUGUGCCCCGCAGCACCUCAAUUGAGCAUCUCUCAGACUUAAAUGAGCAGCUGUUGGAUGGGGAACAUCCCAUGACUGGAAGCGAGAGUGAAUCAAGUUCCAGACCGUAUGGGGACAAUGAGUGUGACACCUCUUGCUACAGCCCAUCCUGUUACAGCACUUCCUGCUACAGUACGUCCUGCUACAGUACCUCCUGCUACAGCCCUUCCUGUUACGACAGUAACAAUCGCUUUUCCAGCCAUACCCGUUUCUCCUCUGUUGACAGUGCAAAGAUUUCUGAGAGCACGGUCUUUUCCUCACAGGAUGAUGAGGAAGAGGAAAACAGUGCCUUUGAGUCAGUGCCAGAUUCAGUGCAAAGCCCUGAACUGGACAGGGAGCAAGUGGAUGUCUCCGCCCAGUGGCCAGAUGAACUCGUAGCUCAUGGUGGGAAUCCACAAAGAGCAACUGAGACUCUAGAGUCCCCAGUAGCAGGUCCGAGCAACAGAAGAGAAGGUGAUUGUCCUUUACUCCAUAAUUCUCAGCCCGUCAGCCAGCUUCCUUCCCUGAGGCCCGACCACCAUCACUAUCCAACUAUUGAUGAACCUCUUCCACCAAACUGGGAAGCUCGGAUAGACAGCCAUGGAAGGGUAUUUUAUGUGGAUCAUGUGAAUCGAACCACAACAUGGCAGCGCCCCACAGCAGCAGCCACUCCAGAUGGAAUACGCAGAUCUGGUUCAAUCCAACAAAUGGAACAGCUCAAUCGGCGGUAUCAAAAUAUUCAGCGGACUAUUGCAACAGAGAGGCCAGAGGAUGAUGCUGUUGUUAACAACAGAGCCGAGAGGCUCUCCAUUGGAGGAGGAAGUGACUCUGAGGCAGACUUUUCCCAGCCAAACUCAGAAAUUAGAAGAGAAGGGUCCCUUUCUCCAGUGAAUUCUCAAAAAAUCACCUUGCUGCUACAGUCUCCAGCUGUAAAGUUCAUCACCAACCCCGAGUUCUUCACUGUGCUGCACGCAAACUAUAGUGCCUAUCGAGUCUUCACCAACAGCACCUGCUUGAAGCACAUGAUUCUAAAGAUCCGCAGAGAUGCUCGGAAUUUUGAGCGCUAUCAGCACAACAGGGACCUGGUAAAUUUUAUCAACAUGUUUGCUGACACCCGACUGGAACUUCCACGGGGUUGGGAGAUCAAAACAGAUCAACAGGGCAAGUCCUUCUUUGUUGACCACAACAGCCGUGCUACCACUUUCAUCGAUCCUAGGAUCCCACUUCAAAAUGGCCGUCUCCCUAAUCAUCUGACUCACAGGCAGCAUCUCCAGCGACUUCGCAGCUACAGUGCUGGAGAGGCAUCGGAAGUCUCCCGGAAUAGAGGCGUUUCUCUGUUGACCAGACCAGGCAACAGCCUAGUAACAGCUAUUCGAAACCAGCACCAUCAUGAGACAUUACCUCUGGCUUACAAUGACAAGAUUGUUGCAUUUCUACGCCAACCAAACAUUUUUGAGAUGCUGCAGGAGCGUCAGCCAAGCUUGGCCAGGAACCAUGCACUCAGGGAGAAGAUCCAUUACAUUCGGACAGAGGGUACACAUGGGCUUGAAAAGUUGUCCUGUGAUGCAGAUUUAGUAAUUCUACUGAGCCUCUUUGAAGAGGAUAUUAUGUCUUACAUACCCUUGCAGGCUGCCUUCCACCCUGGCUACAGCUUCUCUCCUCGCUGUUCGCCCUGCUCCUCACCUCAGAACUCUCCAGGAUUACAGCGAGCUAGCGCAAGAGCGCCUUCUCCAUAUAGGAGAGACUUUGAAGCCAAGUUACGCAAUUUCUAUCGAAAACUUGAAGCCAAAGGAUAUGGGCAAGGUCCAGGUAAAAUUAAGUUAAUUAUACGGCGUGAUCACUUGCUGGAAGGCACCUUCAAUCAGGUGAUGGCUUAUUCACGCAAGGAGCUUCAGCGGAACAAACUCUAUAUCACGUUUGUAGGAGAGGAAGGCUUGGACUACAGUGGUCCCUCCCGAGAGUUCUUCUUCCUUCUGUCUCAGGAGCUCUUCAAUCCUUACUAUGGCCUGUUUGAGUAUUCAGCCAAUGACACUUACACUGUACAGAUCAGCCCCAUGUCUGCGUUUGUGGAAAACCACCUUGAAUGGUUCAGGUUCAGUGGUCGUAUCCUUGGCCUUGCUCUCAUUCAUCAGUACCUUCUUGAUGCUUUCUUCACGAGGCCAUUCUAUAAAGCACUACUGAGGCUGCCAUGUGAUUUAAGUGACUUGGAGUACCUGGAUGAGGAGUUUCAUCAGAGCUUGCAGUGGAUGAAGGAUAACAACAUCACUGAUAUCCUGGAUCUCACUUUCACAGUGAACGAGGAGGUGUUUGGCCAGGUGACAGAAAGAGAGCUGAAAUCUGGGGGUUCAAAUACACAGGUGACAGAAAAGAACAAGAAGGAGUACAUUGAGAGAAUGGUAAAGUGGCGUGUGGAACGAGGAGUGGUUCAGCAAACAGAGGCUCUAGUCCGUGGCUUCUAUGAAGUUGUAGACUCCAGGCUCGUCUCCAUUUUCGAUGCCAGAGAGCUAGAGCUGGUGAUUGCAGGCACUGCAGAAAUAGACCUCAAUGACUGGCGUAACAACACAGAAUAUCGUGGAGGUUACCAUGAUGGGCAUAUUGUAAUUCGGUGGUUCUGGGCAGCAGUGGAGAGAUUUAACAAUGAACAGAGGCUACGGUUCUUGCAGUUUGUCACUGGAACAUCUAGUGUGCCAUAUGAGGGGUUUGCAGCCCUUCGAGGGAGCAAUGGUCUGCGGCGCUUCUGUAUAGAGAAAUGGGGAAAAAUAACAUCCCUUCCAAGGGCACACACAUGUUUCAACCGCUUGGAUCUUCCACCUUACCCAUCUUAUUCUAUGCUGUAUGAAAAGCUGUUGACAGCUGUUGAAGAAACUAGCACGUUUGGACUUGAGUGAGGGAAUUCAGGCACUUCUGAUAUUUUCCUGGCUGAUGAUGUCACCUUCCUUCCCCACCAUCAUAUGAUCUUGGUUUUCCAUGUUUUUAUUUAUGAAAACAAAAAUCAGGAUUGACAAAAGCUGUGCAUGAAGAACUGCCUCCCUAAGAUCUAACCUUCAUGCUUUCAUCCUCAGUUUCCAAUGGACUCCUGUAUGCAAUAGAAAAACAACUGUCUCAAGGUUUCUGUAUGUCUCCACAUACCUCCAUUAAUAAUAAUGAAAAUACAAAUGCAGGUUAUGUUACACUUGACCAAAUGUUGAUAAAUGUUUACUUCCACCUACGUUGAUUAAAAAAUAAAUAACCUCAUCAACCAUUCCAAGCUUCUAUAUGCCUGUGUCUUCUAAACAAAUCCACAGUUCAUCUUACUUCUUACCAGUUGAAUUCAGUCCUGGGAGGUGGUCAAGCGUUUCUUUCAUCCAUCCUUGUUUUUCCUGUACAUAUCGUCCAUCAUAGAGAUAUCUAUGAGUAAAACUGAAAUUUUUAUACAUGGACUCAAGAUCCACAUCAACCGGAACUGGCCCAGGCAAAUGAUGCAGAUAAGACAUUAAAAAAAAAACCUGUAAUCCAAUGCAAAGUAUUCCAGUGGUUGCUAUGGAUGGUUACUUGUCGUACUGCAAAGAACUUGCACUUCAGACAUUUUGGGAGGGGCAUCUCUAUUGUAAUGUUUACCACACAAGAAGCACAAAUUUGUGCACACUCAAGAAGGAUGUCUCAUUAUGUAGCAUAAAGGACAAGGAUCCCUUACCUAAAUAUUGUACAUGACAAAGAAAAGGGGACUAAGAAGAAUGUUCUGUUCUUGUUAAUAUCUUUGGAUUCUGUUUACUGAUUCUUUGUUAUCUGAUGUUUAAAACACAUCCUUACAAAUGAGAAGUAUAGACAAUCCCGUCCCUUAUAUCAGAAGCCAUUUAUUUCUUGUCAGGCAGGGCUAACUUCUGGUUGUUGUUUUUUCCCUUUGUUGUCAAAUGCAAACCUCCAUAACCUCAGAAUUGGUUGUGCACAGAAGGGUUUAGACAAAGUUAUUAAAUGUGCAGCUGCAGCGAGAUUGUAUCUCUCUUUUGCUUAAGCAUUUGUAGCAAUUCUUCUUGGAGUGAAGCUCAAUGACCCACAUGGCCUCAUUAGGUACCACCAAAUUAAAGAUCUAGUUCUUUUGCGGUGCCUAAUUAAGACCUCAAAUUCUUUAAUUUUGUGGGCUUCACCUUUCAGCUCCAAAGCCAGGAAAGGCAAGGCACACAGCAGCAUGCUUGUCUUUGAUGCAUAUUGCUGAGGCUAUUACAAUCAAACCCACAGCACUGGUUGUCUCCAACUUUUAACCUUUGCUGCCCUUGUUUUCCAAAACUAAUUGUGGAUUGAAAGUGUUUGUCUUAACUGGGAAAAUGUGAAGUGAGCUCGAUAGGGUCAAAGACUACCCAUAACAAAAACUAAGUGAAAUAUACAGGGUAAUUCUGUCUUAAUAGGAGCAAUAGCUCACGUGAAAAGGAUGGCAGUCAGAUACCACACCCAUCUGUGUCUCUGUUACUAUGCUCAUUUUAUUGUUAUACUUCCAGGAGUGGCGCCAGGUUUUUGCCUCCCCAGGCGGCAGUGCUCCGCCUCUGAGCAUGCGGCAUCAGGGGUCCUUCCGCUCCAGGUCUUCGGGGCACUUCGGCGGCGGGUCCCGGAGCGAAUGAAGGACCCGCCGCCGAAUUUCCGCCGAAGACCCAGAGCGGAAGGACCCGCCCGCCGCUGAAUUUCUGCUGAGGGUGGCAAAAUGGCACCCCCCAAAUCCUGCCGCCCUAAGCGACUGCCUAGGAUCGCCUAGUGGAAGCGCCAGCCCUGUAUACUUCAGAAAGCUGUCAAGUUUACAGACUAAUUCAACAUCCAAUACAUUCUGUUCUUAUAAACCUACCCUUCAAAGAACAUAGGCCCAGCCUUUCCACGCGUUUUUACUGACGGACAUAUUUAGCUAUUAAUACGUUAAUGUGUAUAUGAUUGUUUUCUAAUAUUUUUGAAUGAUUUUCUUCUUGAUUUUAAAGUUAGGGCAUGUCUUAACAGUGACAGGUAAAGACAUGCUUCUAAGCAGAAAUACUAUAUUUUGAUUUAAUCAGAAUAUGAAUUUUUAAAGUGCUCCAUUAAUUCUACGUCACUAAUAUUUGAUGGCCAUUUAACAGUAUUUUUAUUAUGUGUUUCUUUUAAGUAUUUAUUUUAGAAUACACAUUGUUAUUUAUUUAUUAAAUUAUUUAUUAAUGUAUUUGUAUUAUGGUAGCCACUAGGGACCCCAACUAUGAAUCAGGGCCUCAACACUCGUGUAAAAACACAGCGUCGGUCCCAAAGAACUCUCAGUUAUAUAGUCAGAUAUUGUGGGUGUUAUUGCUCACAAUAAUUAUGUAACCUGCUUCUUUAUGCAUCUAUUACAUCAGGGUGAAUUAUAUGAGAGUGCAUUAUACCAGGAUUGCCACAAAGGCUCUGGCUCUGAUGCUGCAGCGUGGUCAGCAACCUCAACCCCAUUCAGUAGGAGCAUCUCAUAGGUUGGGUCCCAAAGGCCAAUUUUUUGUGCAAGAUUCCUGUUUCAUCCCUGACAGAAUCAUUACAAAAUAACAUGCAUUAUAUUCAUGCAUUAUCUUCAACAGUACAAGAAAAUAAGCAAAGACAAGUAGCCAUCUGGUUGGUCCCAGAUUGGCGAAAGAAAACUGUACAUCAAGAGCUGUCUCGCUAAUAUAAAAAUGGGGGGGGGGGAAUUCCAGCUUUUAAAUAACUGUAUAGUUAGAAUUUUUUAAAAUAUUAAAAUAUUUCAAAGCUGUAUUUUAUUAAAAAAAUAAACUAUUUUUUGUAGCAUAAUAAAAGAUAUUUGUAUUUGCACAGGCAGCAUCUAGCCCCAGACUGAAACAAGAAAGACUCGCUCCUGAAUUCCUUCUUCAGAUCAGGUUCUAACAUGGGCCAUAUGCUAGGGGUUAGAAUAGGUUGUAGGCAUCUACAUACUUGACAGUUAUCAUGUCAAGCAACUUGGUGUUCUGGAUAAAGAAAAUAUAUGGCAUGGCCAGCUUCUUUUCCAUCAAAAUCUCUGGCAAAAACACUUCUGCAAGUGCACGGCAUGGAAAUAUUUAAAAAAAGCUGUUUUCUCAGAUGAUUCUGAUAGCAUCAAAAUGGAAACACCCUGCAUAUUAUUGGAUCAAAAAUAAUAAGUAGGGGAAACCAAAUGACUCUUUUUCUGCAUGUCCUCAUAAUCCUUCUACACAUGCUUUUGCUAGACUUGUCACCAACACAUUGAAACGGGGAAAAGAAAACACCAUAUUUUAUCUUUUUUUUCUCCUCCAGAAACUUCAUCUGAUCCUAGCUUUUUAAUUCUCUUCCCCUGAUAAAGUCCUUCUCAAGUAAUUUUCACACAUUGACAUCUCUGGAAUAUCAUUUCUUAUGAUGGUUUGCAUAGUUAACAUCUCACAACAGGAACACCCUAUUCAUUCUGUCUUAUCCAUUUAUUGAUCCUUUUAUUUCAAAAACACAUACACAAGAGGAACUGUUUCCCAUGUUCUUCAAUUCAAAUUCCACUACUUAUCUAUAAAUGAGAGAGAAUUCUGAUCUCUCCACAGGUCUGCACAUUCAUCGUAAAAAUUUGGGUUAUUCAUGAGAGCCAUUUUUUCUUGGCCCUUCCCCAGGAAGGAAUAAAAGGUUUUCCACAAGGAAGACUACUGUGAAGCAGAUUAAAGAUGCACAGACCAAUCAUAACCCAUUCAAUUCUCUUCUUAAAAUGUUGUGGUCUAUCAUUAUGUUAAAAUACGAUAUUGGUAUCAAUACACAGAUUUUAGGCUGCGAGAAAAACAGAUAAGUGUUGUAAAUGACAUUCUUUUAAGUUCUGGGGUCCAAAGGCACCACAAAACUGAAAGCAAAUAGGCCAGUCUACAUUUAGUUUUGCAUAGAAAUCAUGAGUUUUGUAAAGUUAUGAUGAGAAAAUAUAAAUGUUCCCUAGUUUGCUCAAGUGCAUAUGAAAUUUCAAGUAACUGAUCGAAUUGUAAAUUUGCAACCUAAACUGAAAACCCAGACUGUUUUGUUUUUUUAGGUUUCAUCGUAACAAAUGUUUGACAUAGCCUCAGUUGGAGAUUGACAAGUUUCAGAGUAACAGCCGUGUUAGUCUGUAUCCGCAAAAAGAAGAACAGGAGUACUUGUGGCACCUUAGAGACUAACAAAUUUAUUAGAGCAUAAGCUUUCGUGGACUACAGCCCACUUCUUCGGAUGCAUAUAGAAUGGAACAUAUAAUGAGGAGAUAUAUAUACACACAUACAGAGAGCAUAAACAGGUGGGAGUUGUCUUACCAACUCUGAGAGGCCAAUUAAUUAAGAGAAAAAAAAAAAAAAAAAAAAAAACUUUUGAAGUGAUAAUCAAGCUAGCCGAGUACAGACAGUGUGAUAAGUGUGAGAGUACUUACAAGGGGAGAUAGAGUCAACGUUUGUAAUGGCUCAGCCAUUCCCAGUCCUUAUUCAAACCGGAGUUGAUUGUGUCUAGUUUGCAUAUCAAUUCUAGCUCUGCAGUCUCUCUUUGGAGUCUGUUUUUGAAGUUUUUCUGUUGUAAUAUAGCCACCCGCAGGUCUGUCACUGAAUGACCAGACAGGUUAAAGUGUUCUCCCACUGGUUUUUGAGUAUUUUGAUUCCUGAUGUCAGAUUUGUGUCCAUUAAUUCUUUUGCGUAGAGACUGUCCGGUUUGGCCAAUGUACAUGGCAGAGGGGCAUUGCUGGCACAUGAUGGCAUAUAUCACAUUGGUAGAUGUGCAGGUGAACGAGCCCCUGAUGGCAUCACAACAGGUGGGGUAGGGAGUAGAGAAAAGGUCAUAAUUUGAAGGAGUCAGCUAAGACCUUUGAGCAAAAAAUAAAAAAGUUUUCAUUAUUUUCAUAUGUAUAUAUACUUGAAUACUUAGAUAUUACCUGGCAGGUUAAAUUCAUCCGUGGUGUUAAUCCUGCUGAUAUAGAUGGGGUUCCAGCAGGAUGAAUUUGGCUUUAGAAUUCUUUGAUUAAUUUAUGUUAAAAUCAUGAAUGUUCAGCCUGUCUUCAUAGCAACAUGAACAGGGCUUCCCAGUGAAGAUUAAACACUUUCACUCACAUGCAGACCAACAAACCUUUCUACAACAAAUGUGGUGCUUAUUAUUACUAUUGCUGUAUCUCGGAGUUUGUUAUUAAAAAUGACUGCAAUAUACUACAAAUCUGGGAUAGGUUUUCCAGCUAUAACAAGAUCCAAAAAAUUGGAUUGUUAUAUUCUUCCUAAUGAGUCAUGUAGUCCCUUUGUUCUAGUAGACAAACAGAUGCCUGUAGAUAGUAGGUACUAGGUAUAGUAAAUAUUGUACCAUUAGCCAAAUUCCCUGCAGCUUCCAAUUUAUCUAAAAGAAAUGUCUAUUAUUGUUUUGUUAAAGACUUCAUACAAGUCAAUGGCAGUAAAAGUCCUCGUUAUUGGACUGAUUUUGCUUAUAUUGACAGGAAAAUGUCACAUGAUACUCAGGCUGCGCUUUCUAUUCAAUCAUAUCACUAUACAGGAAUGUCAAUAAAAUCACUUUGUUAUGGCA
Malaclemys terrapin pileata is the source of this 10470-nucleotide messenger RNA. It is a transcript of the gene HECW1, whose product is annotated as HECT, C2 and WW domain containing E3 ubiquitin protein ligase 1. Gene Ontology annotation, molecular function: ubiquitin-protein transferase activity; protein binding. Gene Ontology annotation, biological process: regulation of dendrite morphogenesis. The record is from RefSeq and is a predicted model, not a curated record. The transcript has 29 exons. NCBI's taxonomy places the organism in Eukaryota, Metazoa, Chordata, Testudines, Emydidae. The coding region runs from base 111 to 4913 and encodes 1600 amino acids.